AUCUUAUUGAACUACAUAAUACGAUGCCAUGCAGGCUGGGAGUACAGAAGACGGUUCGCAGAGGCCCCUACAACAGGCGAGCAAUCGUACUCGCCCGAGGAUUACUUUGGGAAACAAGAGACCAGUAGCUUGCCACAGAUGCCAUGCUCAGAAGGUCAAGUGCUCGGGUGAAACACCCUGUUCCAGAUGCAACAUGGCUGGGUGUGCAAACGAAUGCAGUUACGUAGUCCGCGAUCGAAAAGUCCGCGUUGACGAAAGCUAUCUCGAACGCUUGAUUGAAGACAGCGAGGAGCUCCGUCAAUACCGCUUGAACUCCAGGAAUACCAUCUGUAAUAGCCUAGAAAGCGGCCAUCCAUCCACUGAAAAGAACGAUUUCAACCCCCACAACCCGCUGCUGGAAGACCGGCCAUGGUUCCAGACACAUGAAGGGUUGGCGCUCCCCGUCUUUAUCAGUGAAGCGGCCUGCACAGGAUUUGCUACGCGCCUCUGUCAAUGUCUCGACGGUGAAGGCAUUGUUGUUUCACAUAUUCCCCGGAUGCAAUAUGUUGCAGAGCCGACACUUAACCAGCUUUCACAGACCGGAGUCCAAUGGCCCAGCCUGAGUCGUGCGCGCUUGCUGGUCAAGACUGCGCUGGGUCACAUCAGCCCACCGUUUCAUGUUGCCUUAGUGAAAAGCACCAUUGAAUAUCUUCAUGGCAUCUAUGAGCGAAGGGCUUUCGAUGAUCCAGUCCUGAGUUGCAAGUACUUUGCUCUUUUUGCUCUGGGAGAGUUAUACUCGAUUUCCAAUGACCGAACCACUCAGGGCAUGGUGCCUGGAAUGGCCUACUAUGCUCGAGCCAUCGGAUUAACUCCCGUGCUGCCCGAGAGACCUACUAUCAUGCACAUCGAGUCCCUUCUGAUGCUGGCUCUUUAUAGUCAGUCCCUCAACCGACAGCAUUCCGCAUAUCUUAUGGUCGGAACGGCGCUGCGCUUUGCACUAUUCCUCGGGUUGAAUCAUAACAUUCCUGACUGUCACUGCCCAGAUCGAAAAGCGCGGGAACAUCGUGCCCGCCUUUGGUGGACAAUCUACAUCUUUGACCGAUCCUGGGGUCUCAAGCUUGGGCUUCCAGGGCAGACCAACGACGAAGAUAUUCAAGUCGGCCUACCCAUUGAUCUUGAUGAUGAAGUCUACCGCGACGAGUUUGUGGAUAGCGCGUAUCAAGUAGCGUUCAUCAAAUUAGCCCGAAUCUCCACUCAGAUCAUGCGAACGAUCUAUAGCCGCAAACAGUUCCCCGAGACCUUUCUACAAAGAGAGCAGAGCAUCCUUCUCAAAUUGCAGCAGUGGAUGCAAUCGCUGCCCGAGCAUCUACGCCUUCACACAAGCAAUCAUAACCCCAAGUGCACCAUCCUCAUUCACCUGCAAUUUAACUACUGCGUCAUCCUUGCCAUUCGACCAAUCCUCCUAGGCAUCCUGAACCACCUCACGUCCGGUCCAGAAAGCACUAUCCGCCCGACCCUCGUCGCUUUGAAAGAUGCGUGCAUUCAUUCCGCACGCCACACUUUGAUUCUCUGUGCGGAUGAAUGGACGAACGGCUCCUCCUCCACCUACGGCUACGCCUUUGCUCAAUACAUCUUCACCUCGGCUCUCAUUCUGAUAAUCUCGAGCCUUCUCCCUGGCGGAACGGCAGAGGAUUUUGCCUCAGUGGAUACAGCCGUCGAGAUGUUAAACUCCCUUGUCGCUAAUGGCAGCCUCGUCGCGGAUGACCUGUAUCAGCAUCUCAUUCGCGCCCAGAACUGUUUGCGGACUGGGCGCUUUGCAUCGCGGUUCCCUAUUACGGAAAGUGAGACUAAUCAUUACCUUAACACGUCGUUCUCACCACCUGAUAACUUCUCACAUAAUCCCAAUCUUGACGUGCAGUCUUUGAACCCCUCGACCAUGAUCCACACACCCGGUCUAGGGAACGCAGUGACCGGAGAUCCGAUGUACUUGACCGCUGAGAUGGCGCUAUAUCAACCGCUCAUGCAGGACUUUCUUACCCAGUCGGUUGGGGAUCUCGGGUGUUUGGACAUUCCGGAAGUUCCUGCGGCAGGCUCGGAUGUCUGGCCCGGACUUCCGCUAUGGACUACCUGGUGAUCUUGGUGUAGGAACCGGGGUCUGGUUAAGAUGCAUGAGGACCCUACAAACUACCAUUCUUUGUAUACUGUUGGAAACCGAGGGGAUAAGUCUCAAGAAUUUCUACUCCUUUAUGAGUCGAAAAAACAUAAUUAGUCAGAUUUAGUCUCCCAACGUCGGUAUUCAGUGAUGGCGUAACGAUGUUCA
This is a messenger RNA of Aspergillus homomorphus CBS 101889, 2299 nucleotides long. RefSeq lists its product as uncharacterized. Gene Ontology annotation, cellular component: nucleus. The transcript has 5 exons. Gene Ontology annotation, molecular function: sequence-specific DNA binding; DNA-binding transcription factor activity, RNA polymerase II-specific; zinc ion binding. Lineage: Eukaryota; Fungi; Ascomycota; Eurotiomycetes; Eurotiales; Aspergillaceae. The coding region runs from base 29 to 2113 and encodes 694 amino acids. Gene Ontology annotation, biological process: DNA-templated transcription; positive regulation of transcription by RNA polymerase II. The record is from RefSeq and is a predicted model, not a curated record.